UGGUUGGGACAGUUGCAUCGAUGCUUAUAGCCUUGGAAAUUGUUUAAUGGGGAAUUAAUUCUUUUUUUUGCGACAUAUUUUUCGUGAAUUAUGUGGCAGCUGUAGCAAUUAUGAAAAAAAUACUGUUAUUGUCAUAUGCUUUACCUUUCAGUUUGAAAAAAAAUACGCAAAUGUGAGAUUAUACGACAGAAAAAUAAUUGUAUUAUCGUGAAAUAAAAGCAGAGUAUUAUCGUUGUAAAAAUCAUACGUAAACGUGAACAGGAUACGGCGAUUACUUGAAACUGAUUUCUGUGAAAAUCGUGUUUAAAAUGACAGUGAAAAUGAAAAUUAUCAACGUAUGUUUGAUGUCGGCUCAUCUUUUCCUGGGUGUAUUGGGCGAUCUACAAAUAACUGUAGAUCAAUUUGCUGCUUUUAAAGGGUUUGAUCCUACAAAACUCUGCAAAAAUCCUAAAUGUUUGGAAAAUAUAUGUUAUGCGCUUGGCCAUCAAUUAGGAUUAAUAAAUGGCAAUCAAGCUUUUUCCUCCGGCUAUCCAAGAUGUGAGAAGUUUAAUAACGUCAUUUUAUAUGAUAAUGACGGUGGCGUCGUUACGAAGGAACUCACUCUUCCCUUGUGUUUAUGGCCUUCUGCAGUAGCAAUAGCCGGAACAGGCGAUACUGUGCCUCAUAAGGAUGUGCAGGUUGAAAUACCAAAAGACUGCAAUCCAACUGGAUAAUUUUUUGCUUGCAUACGAUUGGGUUCCUACUCAUAAUCAUGAUUCGUGUGGUGGAGAAACCAUUUAUGUACCUAAUUCAUUUUAGUUGGAACUCAUAUGUGUGUAACUAUUGAUAAUGAAAUUGAAUGAUUAUUGA
Messenger RNA from Planococcus citri (citrus mealybug), 849 nucleotides. RefSeq lists its product as uncharacterized. The record is from RefSeq and is a predicted model, not a curated record. Bases 309 to 713 code for a protein of 134 amino acids. The transcript is spliced from 3 exons. NCBI's taxonomy places the organism in Eukaryota, Metazoa, Arthropoda, Insecta, Hemiptera, Pseudococcidae.